UCGAAGCGAGCGCAGACCCUGAACUAUUCAAUUGGCAAAGCCGCCGACCGAGCGAGUAGGCAACUGUUGCGAUUGCUCUGGGUGCGAUAGCGUACAGCCUCCGAGAUCAGUUGCUCAAGGCACACGCAGCUGUUGGGUUAUCUCUGGCGAGCGCUGUCUAUCUAUCUAUCGACAUGGACAGAUUCUACUGGCGCAACAAGGUGGCUGUCAUCACCGGCGCCUCGGUGGGCAUUGGUGCCAGCACGGCGCUAGCUCUAGCCAAUGCUGGCAUGGUUGUGGUGGGCCUGGCCAGGCGCGUCGAUCUGAUCGAGGCUCUCAACGCUCAAGUGACUGGCGAGGGCAAAAUCUUUGCGCGUCAAUGCGAUCUCAGCGAUGAUGAACAGCUGAUCAGCACCUUCAACUGGAUACGCGAGCGUUUCUAUUGCAUACAUGUGCUCGUCUGCAAUGCGGGCAUACUUAAGGCGAAUUUUCUGAGUGAAUCACCAACCAAGGACAUUAAGGAACUAUUCGAUUUGAAUGUGGUCGCCACCGCGAGCUGUUUGCGCGAAACUCUGAAGCAUAUGGCGGCAACAAAGGUGCGCUGCCACAUUAUCGUUAUAAACAGCGUGCUGGGCCAUCGCAUACCGGAAGUGCCGGUGCCCUUAUUCAGCGUUUAUCCCGCCACGAAGCAUGCAAUUACAGCACUUUGCCAGACGGUGCGCCAGGAAAUACAUUUUCUCAAAUUAAAUAUUAAAUUAACGAGCAUCUGCCCUGGCAUGGUGGACACCGAUUUUCUGAAUGUUUACUCACAGGCCGUCGAUGAAUUGCCCAAGCUGCAGGCCGUCGAUGUGGCCAAGGCAAUUCUAUAUGCACUCGACACGCCCGAUGGAGUCCAGGUGGAGGAUAUUAUUUUGCAGAAGAUGCGGACAGUGGAGUGAAGCAAACGUACAUGGAAAGCAUUUACAAUUUUUUUAAAUGUAAAAUUGAAUGGAUUUGAAAAAAAAUUUCAUCUAUAGCCGAAGUGUACAAUAAGCUAUUAAAACGAAUAAAAACAACAAUCACA
Molecule: messenger RNA, 1042 nt
Organism: Drosophila novamexicana
Lineage: Eukaryota; Metazoa; Arthropoda; Insecta; Diptera; Drosophilidae
Gene: rdhB
Product: farnesol dehydrogenase
Exons: 5
Coding region: 174-917 (247 amino acids)
Source: RefSeq, a predicted model, not a curated record